UGUUCACACAAGUCUAGACUACAAAGAAACAGAGGACUCGUGCUAUAUCAUUGACAAUAACAUCCAAACCAAGCAAAGCAGAGGAGUUAUUAUAUACUCCUCAAAUCACAUUACAAAAAAACAAAAAGAAAAAGAAAUUUCAACCCAAAACUCCCUUCCAAAUUCAAUGGAUUCCUCUGUAUUCCACUCUCAAAAUUCCAAUUUCCAGUCCCCAAACUCCGAUUUCUCACCGGAUUCCUCGUUUGGAUCACCGGAAUCUUUUUGGUGGAAUGGGCUAAACUUGAAUUGUCACCUUCCUUUCAAUGAAAAUGACUCCGAGGAGAUGCUUCUCUACGAUGUCCUAUCAGAAGCUGCCCAAGAAACAUCAGAAACCGUGUCCUCGGAUCCAAUCAAAGAAGGCGAAGUAAGUUCAAAACCCGAGGAAAAGCCCAAAAUGGAAAAGUCCUUUAGAGGGGUGAGAAGUCGACCGUGGGGGAAAUUUGCUGCCGAAAUAAGGGAUUCCACAAGGAAUGGCAUGCGGGUGUGGUUGGGCACAUUCGAUAGCGCAGAAGCCGCUGCUUUGGCUUAUGAUCAAGCAGCUUUUGCAAUGCGUGGCUCUUCAGCUAUUCUCAAUUUUUCUAUUGAAAAGGUACGCCAAUCACUUAUUGAAAUGAAGUAUAGAUCUGAGGAGGGUUGUUCACCUGUGGCGACUUUAAAGAGAAGGCAUUCCAUGAGAAGGAGAAGCAAAGGGAGAGAGACCAAGAGAGGGAAUAUGGUGGAGUUGGAAGAUUUAGGUGCUGAGUAUUUGGAACAACUUUUGAAUUCAAGUCAGAGUACUAGUCCUUGCUGAAUCAAGAUUACUCUUCUUCUUCUCCUUCUUCUUUUAUAAUUAUUUUAUGCUUUGUUGUCCUUGGUUUGAUUUGAUUUGAUCCUUAUAACUAGUUAAAAAACCCAAUUUUAAUUUAUUUUGUGUAUUAAAUUUUCUUUUUGUCUUGGCAA
This is a messenger RNA of Camellia sinensis, 978 nucleotides long. RefSeq names its product ethylene-response factor C3. Gene Ontology annotation, biological process: ethylene-activated signaling pathway; regulation of DNA-templated transcription. Gene Ontology annotation, molecular function: DNA binding; DNA-binding transcription factor activity. The record is from RefSeq and is a predicted model, not a curated record. NCBI's taxonomy places the organism in Eukaryota, Viridiplantae, Streptophyta, Magnoliopsida, Ericales, Theaceae.